CAUAAACAAAGGGACGCCUUCAUCGGUGAAGUAGACUAUGGUGGGAGCUUUCCUAAGGAAACAACAAAUGAGCCUGUGCUAGCCAACUCACUUCUGUGCUUCGUCCUCAACGGCCUUUCAGUUUCGUUUAAAAUACCCGUGGCAUACUUUUUCACGAGAAAUUGCACUGGCCGCGAGCUGCACACGCUCAUGCGACACGUCCUGAAUGAAGUUGAAAACAUAGGAUUUUUCAUCGUGCGCAUUGUCACCGACAACCACAAAAUCAAUGUCUUAGCGUUCCAACUUCUAUGCAACGGAAGCCUCACGCAUUGCAUUGAGCACCCAGGAACACCGAAUCGAAAGCUUUUCUUAGCAUUCGAUCAGUGCCACUUGGUCAAAAACGUGCGCUCGCAGUUUUUAUCGCGUGACAUUGGAAAAGGCGGCGAAAUAACGGCGAACCACUUGAAGAGCCUCUACAAAAUGCAGCAAGGCAGCCUUGUAAAGCCAGUUAGAUUUCUAACGAGAAAACACGUGUUCCCCACAAACAUCGAAAAAAUGAACGUAAAAAGAGCAAUCCAAGUUUUGUCUCCUGCGGUGACAGCGGCAUUGAAGCUCCUGCAAGAGCAAGCGGGCCACACAUGCGACGCAAGUUUCGCGGGUGUCGGACCGACCGUUGAAUUCAUGGACACCGUGCACCGCUGGUUCAUGCUCAUGGACGUGAGCAAUUGUACCCAGCACAUACACCAGAACAAUGCCGAUUGCAAGCAGUUCGAAUUUACAAGCGAUGAACGGUUAAUCUGGCUUGAAACAAGCUUCCUCGACUACCUGGCCGAUCUCAAAAGCCAGUGCCUGGCGAAGAACUUCUUAACCAAGGAGACUUACGAAGGCCUGGUGAUGACAACUCGUUCAAAUGUUGAGUGCAUUCGAUAUCUUCUUGAAGAGAUGCGCUUUCACUUUGUUUUAACGAGAAAAAUGUCGUCUGACCCAAUCGAGUCGUUUUUUGGCUGGCUGAGGAAGUCAGCAGGGUCAAAUGAUCAAACGGAUGCCCGAGCUGUUCUGUCAGGUAUUGAGAAGACUCUGAAGACUGGCAUCGCGUCGGCGGCUGGUACGAGCAACGUAAUGGCAGCAGAAGGCAGCGAUUACUUGUCAACGCUGCCGCAACAGAAAAACACAAGGGAAGGAACCAGCGAGGAAUUCCCUGCAGAUGCAUGUAGAGAGCUCACAGAGCGACUCAAGCGAGGACAGCCUCUGCUUCCUACUCCAGAUGUCGCAGCAUUGGCUAUGGUCGGCGGCUACUUGGCAAGAGUUGUACAAGAAAAUAUCAAUUGCGAGGAGUGCGUCAGCCUGUUAAAAAAGCCAAACGCCUCGGCGCCCUCGGACUCGCUGAUAAAGCACCAAGACCGCGGUGGACUCAUCUACCCAUCGGGACAACUUUUAGCGGUUCUCUACGCAUUAGAGAAAUUUAUCGGCGUUCUUCUCGCAAGAAGAAGGCACAUGAAUCAGCCUUUGAAGGAGGCUGUGAGUAAUGCCGCUGCAAUACUCCGCGAGCACAAAACUUUGAUGUGCUCGACGCCAGGACACCAAGAGAACCUGCUGCAACUGUUGCUGACAAAGUUUUUUCGCCCAAUAUUCACAAAUUUUGCAUUGAAGGCGACAGACAAACACGACAUGGCUAAAGUGUUUGAAAUAAAACCGCUGUCACGAAAGACCCUCAAACUGUGAGCUUUGAUCUCACAGUUCGGCGCUUUUUGGUGAAGGGCUGGCUCUCCACAACAUGUUUUGUGUUGCUUACUUCCACUGUACAUUGUGUACGAACAUCAAUUUAACGUGCGAUUAUAUUUUAUAAUUCCAUCUCAAAUACGAACGCCAAACUUGUCUCCACGAGCGCGUGCGCAAGCGGCGGCGUCGCGUCGUCUGCUCUGGGACAGGGUAUGGGAAGGCAGCGUGGUCUGGUGGCGGGCGCAUGAACUAGGCGGUA
This is a messenger RNA of Dermacentor albipictus, 1957 nucleotides long. NCBI's taxonomy places the organism in Eukaryota, Metazoa, Arthropoda, Arachnida, Ixodida, Ixodidae. The record is from RefSeq and is a predicted model, not a curated record.